UCACGAGAUAGAGCAUAGAGCAUGAACUGCCCAGGUUAUAUAUGGGCAAGAACAGAGGUGAAAAUUUUAGCAAUGGAUGAGAAUGUCAUUCUUAGAUCAGCCCUUGAUAAAAAUCUGAAGAGUGCCGUGACCACUGCUUUCCUCAUGCUCCCUGAAAGCUUUUCUGAAGAAGACCUCUUUAUAGAGAUUGCUGGACUCUCCUAUUCAGGCGACUUUCGGAUGGUGGUUGGAGAGGAAAAGUCAAAAGUGUUGAAUAUUGUGAAGCCCAACGUAGCCCACUUCCGUGAGCUCUAUGGCAGCAUAUUGCAGGAGAAUCCCCAAGUGGUAUAUAAAACCCAGCAAGGCAGACUGGAGAUAGAUAAAAGCCCAGAAGGGCAAUUCACUCAGCUAAUGACGUUGCCCAAAACCUUACAGCAACAAAUAAAUCAUAUUAUGGACCCUCCUGGAAAAAACAGAGAUGUGGAAGAAACUUUAUUCCAACUUGCUCAUGAUCCUGACUGUGGAGAUGUGGUGCGACUAGGGCUUUCAGCAAUCGUGAGAACUUCUAGUAUAAGACAGAGCACCAAAGGCAUUUUUACUGCUGGCCCCCAGAGAGCCUGUCCUCGGGUUUCAUCAGGUGCUUGUGAUUGAGUAGAUGGGGAUGCUGGAGGGUCAGCUACCUGAAUGAGGCGCAUUUGUUCCCUCAAUGCAGAAGCGUUUACUGAAUACCUGCUGUGUGCUGGGUACUGUACUCGGUGAUGAGGAUAUAGAGAUGAAUCGGACAAGGUCCCUGUCCUCAAGGAGCUCCCAGUCUAGGCAGAGGAAUGGGCGAGUCAGGUGACAAGUACUAUACAGUGUCAAGGGAGCACAGAUGCUGUGGGACCAACCUGGGAGUCUAGGAAGGUACUUCCUAGAGAAGAAAUCUUAAAUGGGGUUCCGAGUCUACUAGGUGGAAAGUGGUGGGAACAGCAUUCAUUGUAGGCUGGCAGGUGGCAUACUCAGUGACACAGAAGCAGUGAGCUGGGGGUGUUUGCAGUUCCGGCACUGGGAGAGAGAUAGGGGGCCAAGGGUGCCCAACUGUGUGCAGAGUCUUUGUCCUACCUCUUGCGUCCUUUUUUAAAGCACUAAUAAAUUCAAAGGCUGCCAAUAUGCUUGAAACUCAAAAGAUUGACGUAUCCCAGUAACUCAGAUACCACUGGCCUUCAUGUCACUGUUUCAGCAGAUGCCUAAAUCAGUCUUUUCCCCCCAUUGAUCACAAUGACCUUUAAUAACCUUCAGCCCCCUCGUCUCCUAGAUCCCACCCGGCAGCCCAUCACUGCCCUGCUGCCAGGGCCAGUCUCUGGUCACAAUAUCACUGGAACUCUGAGCAUUCCCUUGAUGAGUCUCCACUUUCUCACCCUCUCUUCUUUUCUC
This is a messenger RNA of Galeopterus variegatus (Sunda flying lemur), 1392 nucleotides long. RefSeq names its product TAM41, mitochondrial translocator assembly and maintenance protein, homolog (S. cerevisiae) (gene TAMM41). NCBI's taxonomy places the organism in Eukaryota, Metazoa, Chordata, Mammalia, Dermoptera, Cynocephalidae. The record is from RefSeq and is a predicted model, not a curated record. Gene Ontology annotation, molecular function: phosphatidate cytidylyltransferase activity. The transcript has 6 exons. The coding region runs from base 22 to 630 and encodes 202 amino acids. Gene Ontology annotation, cellular component: mitochondrion. Gene Ontology annotation, biological process: cardiolipin biosynthetic process; CDP-diacylglycerol biosynthetic process.